Messenger RNA from Echinops telfairi (small Madagascar hedgehog), 1782 nucleotides. It is a transcript of the gene GPT, whose product is annotated as glutamic--pyruvic transaminase. Gene Ontology annotation, biological process: biosynthetic process. The transcript is spliced from 12 exons. Gene Ontology annotation, molecular function: L-alanine:2-oxoglutarate transaminase activity; pyridoxal phosphate binding. The coding region runs from base 108 to 1598 and encodes 496 amino acids. NCBI's taxonomy places the organism in Eukaryota, Metazoa, Chordata, Mammalia, Afrosoricida, Tenrecidae. The record is from RefSeq and is a predicted model, not a curated record.
GACCCAGGCUGCCCUUCCGGGCUCUAGCCCCUCCCCAGCCCAGGGACCUUUGGAGCCACCAGACUUCAGAUGGAACCUGGGGUCUGGCCAUGUGAGCCCGUCAGGUUAUGGCCUUGAAGACAGGUGACCAGGGGCAGGCUGCAAUGAAUGGGCUGAAGGACAAGGUGCUGACGCUGGACACCAUGAACCAGUGUGUGCGCAAGGUGGAGUAUGCUGUCCGAGGGCCUAUCGUGGUCCGAGCCCUGGAGCUGGAGCAGGAGCUUCGCCAGGGUGCAAAGAAGCCCUUUACAGAGGUCGUCCGCGCCAACAUAGGGGAUGCGCAGGCCAUGGGCCAGAGACCCAUCACAUUCAUGCGCCAGGUCCUGGCUCUCUGUGUCCACCCUGAGCUCCUGAGUAGCCCCCACUUCCCCGAGGAUGCCAAGAGGAGGGCUGAGCGCAUUUUGCAGGCCUGCGGGGGUCACAGUCUGGGGGCUUACAGUGUCAGCUCAGGCAUCCAGCUGGUCCGGGAGGACGUGGCACGGUACAUCGAGCGGCGCGACGGAGGCAUCCCCUCGGACCCCAACAACAUCUUCCUGUCCACAGGGGCGAGCGACGCCAUCGUGACGGUGCUGAAGCUGCUGGUGGCCGGCGAGGGCAGCACGCGCACGGGCGUGCUCAUCCCUAUCCCGCAGUAUCCUCUCUACUCGGCCACACUGGCCGAGCUCGACGCUGUGCAAGUCGACUACUACCUAGACGAGGAGCGCGCCUGGGCGCUGGACGUGGCCGAGCUGCGGCGCGCGCUGCACCAGGCGCGCGCCCGAUGCCGCCCGCGCGCGCUCUGUGUCAUCAACCCGGGUAACCCCACCGGACAGGUUCAGACCCGCGAGUGCGUCGAGGACGUGAUCCGCUUGGCCUUUGAGGAACGCCUCUUCCUGCUGGCUGACGAGGUGUACCAGGACAACGUGUACGCCGAGGGCUCGCGUUUCCACUCGUUCAAGAAGGUGCUGACUGAGAUGGGGCCGCCGUAUUCUACGCAGCAGGAGCUAGCCUCCUUCCACUCCACCUCCAAGGGUUACAUGGGCGAGUGCGGGUUCCGCGGCGGCUACGUGGAGGUGGUGAAUAUGGAUCCCGAGGUGCAGCAGCAGAUGCAGAAGCUGAUGAGCGUGCGGCUGUGCCCGCCUGUGGCUGGCCAAGCCCUGCUGGACAUGGUGGUCAGCCCGCCCGGGCCUUCUGACCCCUCCUUUGCACAGUUCCAGGCGGAGAAGCGGGCGGUGCUGUCCGAGCUGGCGGCCAAGGCCAAGCUCACGGAGCAGAUCUUCAAUGAGGCCCCCGGCAUCCGCUGCAACCCCGUGCAAGGCGCCAUGUACUCCUUCCCUCGCGUGCAGCUGCCCCCGCGUGCUGUGCAGCGGGCGCAGGAGCUGGGCAUGGCCCCGGACAUGUUCUUCUGCAUGCGCCUGCUGGAAGAGACGGGCAUAUGCGUGGUGCCUGGAAGCGGCUUCGGGCAGCGGGAGGGAACCUACCACUUCCGGAUGACCAUUCUGCCCCCCAUGGAGAAAUUGCGCCCCCUGCUGGAGAAGCUGCGCCAGUUCCAUGCCAAGUUCACCCAAGAGUAUGCCUGAGAACCUCUGAGGACACUCAGAACAGGCUGGGCUGGCCGUGCCGCCCUGGCUCACCAUACCUAGGACCCUGGGGGUCUCUGGAGCCCUUCUUGCUACCUGAAGGGCUGGGUCCCUGCCUCUGCUGAAUUCUAAUAAAGCUGCCAGACACCCUGACUCAGGGGACUCCUGGCAGCUUUGUGAGUGG